Molecule: messenger RNA, 1923 nt
Organism: Habropoda laboriosa
Lineage: Eukaryota; Metazoa; Arthropoda; Insecta; Hymenoptera; Apidae
Product: coiled-coil domain-containing protein 22 homolog
Exons: 8
Coding region: 6-1754 (582 amino acids)
Biological process (GO): positive regulation of ubiquitin-dependent protein catabolic process
Molecular function (GO): cullin family protein binding
Source: RefSeq, a predicted model, not a curated record
UACGGAUGAUGGAGGAGGUUGACAAUAUAAUUAUUCACUCAUUGCGUCAAAUAGGCUGUGACAUAGAAGAAAAUAUAACAAAUCUCAGUGGUUUUAAUACAGAAUUAGUGGUAGAAGCAACAAUAAAAUGUUUGGAUAUAAUAAAAUCAGGCCUUGGAUUAUCUACAGUUUUACCUAUAAAUAUGGCAGCCCGUUUUCGACUGGGUGCUACACUUGCUCAAGCAUGUUCAGAUUUAGGAUACAAAGGUGAUAUUGGCUAUCAAACAUUUUUAUAUAGUUCAGAAGCUGACCUAAGAAAAGUUUUUAUGUUUCUUAUUGAAAAAUUACCUAAAGAAAGUGAUAAACCCCUAAGUGAACCUGUCAGUAAUAUUGCAUUAUUAGAAAAAUCUAUAGCAUCAGCAAUAUCACAAGGCCUUUCAGCUCCAUGGUUGCCACAUUUUUGUCAUACAAAGGGAUUUAGAAAUAAAGGAAGAGCAAGAGUCUCUUAUAAAUCUAUAAAUUUAGAAGUCCCAAAACUACAGGAGUUAUCAGCAGAAUAUCAAGACUAUUGCAUACACUAUCUACAGUCUGUGCCUGAACAAGUGCAAAAUCAAUCAUCUGUUCUUCCUUCUUUAAUAUCUUAUAAUGCAAGAGCUCUUCAUUUACAUUCAACGAGUAUUCUUGACCAAAUAAAUUGGUUAAAUAAACAACAUUGUGAUAAAAUUACUGAAGUUAACAUAUCUGGUGACAAUGUUCUUAAUAGAGUCUCAAUAAAAGAUACAACAUUAGCUUCCAAUGAAUCUCAGAUAAAAAACAAUGGUACUAGAGAAACUAAGCUUACAGAACAAAAAAUAUUAGAUAAAGUGGAAAAACAAGACUUACAUGUAGAAAGGAUAAAAGUAGAAUGUGAAGAUCUUAGAGAUGAUAUAGAGGAGUUGCAAGAUACAAUCAAGAAGUUAACUACUAGUGUAACACAAGUAACAAUAAAUUAUCAAAAUGAAGAGAAAGAAUUAACAAUUAAUGAAGAACAAAAAAAGAUUAAAGCAAGAAUUUAUGAUCUAUUUCAAGAUGGUGAAGAAAAUAUUAAGAAAUUGGAGGCAGCAAUUGAAGCUACUACAAAUAAAUUAAUUAAUUUAGGUAAUCAAUGGGAAAAGCAUAGAGUACCCCUUAUUCAAAAAUAUAGGCAAGAAAGAGAAAAACAUUCUACAAAAGCUAGCGCAAGCCAAAAGAAACUUGAUGAGAUCAAGUUACUGAAAGAGAAAGAAAGGGAACUCCAAGAAGAAUGUCGUAAUAAAGAUCAACAAUACUCGCAAUUAGUGAGUGAAGUUCAAAAGCUUCCUAAAGAAGUAAAUAGGUCAGCAUAUACGCAACGAAUAUUAGAAAUAAUCAAUAAUAUUAGGAAACAAAGGGACGAAAUCAAUAAAGUAUUAGCUGAUACGCGAGAAAUUCAAAAAGAUAUCAACACCCUUACUGGCAGAUUAGAAAGAUCAUUUACUGUUGUUGACGAAUUAAUAUUUCGGGAUGCAAGAACUAAUGAAGCAUCCAGGAAAGCUUACAAGUUACUAGCCACGCUUCAUUCUGACUGUAGUGAACUUGUAGGAUUAGUUGAAGAAACAGGUGCAACUAUCAGAGAGAUAAGAGACUUAGAAGAGCAGAUUGAUUCGGAAACUACAAAAAAUGUUGGAGCAAAUUUGGAAAGGAUAACUGCUGAUUUAAAACAAAUGAAACAAGAAACAGCAGAGUUAACAGCACAACUACAAAAUAAAACUUCGUGAUUCUUGAAUAACCUGUGAUACUGUAAUAUAAAUUAUAAUAACAACGACCAGGACAUUCCUUUUAAACAAAUACGAUUCUGAAGACCAAAUUUUAUAAUUAUGCAGAAUUUGAUACAUUGCUGCCAAUAAAGCAGUCUUUGUAAGUUUGUUAAGGAUAAUUGAUGGAUGU